AUGGCAAGCACCGUCUCCGCAGAGGAGUCCCUGGAGCUCUGCUACGAGAAUGUGAACGGAUCCUGCAUCAAAAGCGCCUAUUCACCCUGGCCUCGAGCCAUCCUCUAUGCGGUCCUCGGCUUGGGAGCCCUGCUGGCAGUGUUUGGAAACUUACUGGUCAUUAUUGCUAUCCUCCACUUUAGGCAGUUACACACACCUACGAACUUUCUGGUGGCGUCCCUGGCCUGUGCGGACUUCUUGGUGGGGGUGACAGUGAUGCCCUUCAGCACGGUGCGGUCCGUGGAGAGCUGCUGGUACUUUGGGGAGAGCUACUGUAAGUUCCACACGUGUUUCGACACCUCCUUCUGCUUUGCCUCUCUCUUUCACUUGUGCUGCAUCUCCGUCGACAGGUACAUUGCAGUUACGGACCCGCUGACCUACCCAACCAAGUUCACCAUAUCGGUGUCAGGAGUAUGCAUCGCUCUCUCUUGGCUCUUCUCUGUCACAUACAGUUUUUCUGUCUUUUACACGGGAGCCAAUGAAGAAGGGAUCGAGGAAUUAGUGGCUGCUCUGACCUGUGUGGGAGGCUGCCAGGCUCCCCUGAAUCAAAAUUGGGUUUGUUUCCUUUUACUCUUUCUGCCCACGGUUGUGUGGGUCGUGUCCUGA
Messenger RNA from Acomys russatus (golden spiny mouse), 645 nucleotides. RefSeq names its product trace amine-associated receptor 9-like. The transcript has a single exon. Gene Ontology annotation, cellular component: membrane. Bases 1 to 645 code for a protein of 214 amino acids. Lineage: Eukaryota; Metazoa; Chordata; Mammalia; Rodentia; Muridae. Gene Ontology annotation, biological process: G protein-coupled receptor signaling pathway. The record is from RefSeq and is a predicted model, not a curated record. Gene Ontology annotation, molecular function: trace-amine receptor activity.